AUGCGCGGCAACUCCUGGACAGACACAGGCUUCAAACCCAACGGCAUCCAGCCAUCAUCGACCAACCCCCUCGGCAAUUCAGAGAUCAACUCCAGCGCCCCCUUCCACAAUUCGAGAUGGAUAUCCUACCUCAGCACCGCCUACAACGCCAGCAUCAUCAAGAACUACAACCUAGCCGUCACGGCCGCAACCGUCGACAACAGCAUAAUCCCGCACAUAACCAACGACCUCAAAUACCAAAUCCAAACCACAUUCCGCACCUUGUACACGAAAAAACCCGCCUGGAAGCCCACCAGCACCCUCUUCGCCAUCCUCAUCGGCGUCAACGACAUCGAAGUCAUGGACGCCAACAAAACCCUCUCAACCAAAACCAGCGACGUCUUCAAAACCUACGCCUCCCUCCUCACUACCCUCUACAGCUCCGGCGCGCGCACCUUCCUCCUCCUCAACGCCCCUCCCUUACAGCAUGCCCCCUCCGCCUCCCCUUCCAUCACGCCUUUCGUAACGGACUGGAAUUCGCGCCUGCAAAGCAUGGCGCGUGCAUUCUCAUCGCAGCACAUGGACGUGUCGAUGUUCACGUUCGCGACGGACGAGCUAUUCGAGCAGAUCUUCGCGAACCCGGCGGCGUUUAGGGAAACGAAAGGGUUGAGGAAUUUGACGGCGAAGUGUGAUGCGUAUCAGAAUUAUCAGGGCCCGGAUCCGGGGUAUAGGAAUGCGAGUUGUGGGAACGCGAGCUUUGAGGAGUUUUUUUGGAGGGAUGGUCUGCAUCCGAUGUUUACGGUUCAUGAGGUUAUGGCGAGGGAGAUGGCGGAGGGGUUGAGCGGGGGUAGGAAUGGGACGGGGGGGUUUGUGAAACUGCUUGGGCAAAACGAGAGUGAAAGUGUUGUGGAAACGAGGAGGUGGAGGGUUCGUCGGGAUUGA
Bacidia gigantensis is the source of this 921-nucleotide messenger RNA. RefSeq lists its product as uncharacterized. Lineage: Eukaryota; Fungi; Ascomycota; Lecanoromycetes; Lecanorales; Ramalinaceae. Gene Ontology annotation, molecular function: hydrolase activity, acting on ester bonds. The transcript is spliced from 2 exons. Bases 1 to 921 code for a protein of 306 amino acids. The record is from RefSeq and is a predicted model, not a curated record.